UAUCUCAACGUAUAUGACAAGAAAAAAAAGUUCCAUCUCACCAUCAGAUUUAUAUGUGAUAAAGGAAGAAUAGAGGCAACAUAAUGAUAACAUAGCAACCUAUUUGUAAAAAUGGAAGAUCAUCAGAACUUGUUAGUGUCCUCAUCUUCAUCAUCAUCAAUGCUGGAACUAGAAGUGGAAAAUGGCCAUUAUUAUUAUCCAACCUUCUCCUCCACCCCUUCCUCUCAUCACCUUGAACUGAAACAUCUUCUUGAAUCGCAUCCUUGUUGGUGCUAUGUCAUUUUCUGGCGCUCACUUGAUACUGUACCACCUUCUACUUCUUCUGAUCUUGUCUUGACAUGGGCCGACGGUCAAUUCAGAUCUUCUUCAUCUGCGGCUAAUGGUACAGUUGGUGAUAAGAAGGUGGUGCAGGGAAAGAGAUCAGACAGCCGAGAAUUUUGUGCGCUUUUCGACAUGGAGAGCAGUGAUGUAGACGGUAAUGACCCUGAAUGGUUUUACCUUAACUCAAUUUCCCGUAGUAUUUCUGCAGGAGGAGCUGCUGCCAAGGCUUUCACUUCUGGGAAUUAUGUCUGGCUUGAUGGCUACCAGGAACUGGGGAGUUGCGAGUGCGAAAGAGCACGGGAAGCUCUGAUCCACGGCGUCCGUACUAUGAUUUGUUUUCCGACUGCUCAUGGGGUGGUUGAGAUGGGCUCUAGUUCUCGCAUCAAUCAAGACCUGAUCCUGGUGGAGAAAAUCAAGUCACUGAUUGCGAUAUCUACAACGCCAGGCCUUGUACAAGAGCAGCCGCAGGACAAAGGUCUGUUACUAGACGUGUACACUAAUAAUGUCAAAAAGCUUGAUAAUCAUCCUGAGAAGCUUCAGACUCCGAAGAUCGAGAUUAUAAGCUUUGCAAACACAAACAGGAAUGACAAUAUUGUGAAAAUUCAGAAAGUUGGGAAGAAAAGAGGAAGAAAGCCGAGCGUGGGGAAGGACAGACCGAUAAACCACGUGGAGGCCGAGAGGCAGCGAAGGGAGAAGCUUAACAGCAAAUUCUACGCCCUGAGAGCGGUGGUACCGAACGUGUCGAAGAUGGACAAGGCGUCCCUUCUUGGGGACGCAGUUAGCUACAUAAAUGACCUCAAAACAAAAUUGGAGGAUUUAGAGUCCCACAAGAAUUCUCCUCCUCCUCCUCCUCCUCCUCCUCAACUUAAUGCUUGUAGCACAAGCACAAGUGCUGUGAGCGAUGUUGAUGAAGCGACUACAAUGAGUACUGAUGAUGAUGAAGUGGAGGUUAAAUUGGUAGGCACAGACGCGAUGAUCCGGGUACGAUGCAAAAACAAUAACUAUCCGGGUGCAAAACUGAUGGAUGCAUUGAGGGAGCUGGAACUAGAAGUAAACCAUGCGAGCAUGUCUAGCUUUGAUCAGUUGAUGCUCAUUGAUGUUGUGAUCAAAGUGCCCUCGGAGGGGUGUUUGCGAUCUGAAGAUGCACUCAGAGAAGCCAUUGUCUCUUCGCUUUCAACCCAACCACCAAACAUCUAGCUAAUUACGUGAUUAAGAGCAGCAGCAGCUGGCUAGCUACUUCAUCAUAUCCUUAAGUGUAAUAAUUCUACAGAUGUUGCUUCCGGUUUAUGUAUUCAACUAUUCAUGCAGCGUGUGUGUCUUAAUUUUAGAACUGGGGUUAUCUACUCGUAAAAUAUUUUAUCUGUACGCAUCAAACUUCAAAUAUUCUGUAAUUACUUUCGUAUUUCAUGUAACAAUGUUGUACUUUUAAUCUCGCAUCCGCGCCAACAUAUUAUGUAUUCUGUUUGUACAUAUAUACUAUAUA
Molecule: messenger RNA, 1804 nt
Organism: Daucus carota subsp. sativus
Lineage: Eukaryota; Viridiplantae; Streptophyta; Magnoliopsida; Apiales; Apiaceae
Product: transcription factor MYC2
Exons: 1
Coding region: 112-1518 (468 amino acids)
Biological process (GO): regulation of DNA-templated transcription
Cellular component (GO): nucleus
Molecular function (GO): DNA-binding transcription factor activity; transcription cis-regulatory region binding; protein dimerization activity
Source: RefSeq, a predicted model, not a curated record